Messenger RNA from Schistosoma guineensis, 9903 nucleotides. The record is from the annotation of a GenBank genome assembly. Lineage: Eukaryota; Metazoa; Platyhelminthes; Trematoda; Strigeidida; Schistosomatidae.
GUUUAGUGCAGUUCAGGUCGGUACGGCUGUUGAAACUGACAAGUGAGCGCAAGGUUUGUCUUCUAUUUCGUGGUUUGUUUGACGAAGUUGUUUUGCAUGUAUGACAAACUGUCUCUCUGUUACCAGAACCCCAAUUUAACAAAGGGCUUUGAACCUCAGCAAUUUACGUGUAUAUUAGAUGUUAGACUUUCGAGAUUAUCUAUAGGCUGGUAACCAACUUGACAUUUUUAAAGUGUGUUGUGUACAGUUAUCAAGGUUUGAAGUCUGAAAAAACCAUCUACUUCAGUUUAGGCAGUAAAUUGUAUGGUAGUAAGACUAAAUCAUGCGAAUGGCUAUAUGUGACUUUAGGAGUCAUUGAUCUGUUAAAGUACAUAUUAUGUAAACGAACUAUGUAUUGCAUAGAAACAUCCUCAAUGGAUAUGGGGGUUUAACUUAAUAAAGUCCAUAAUAAGUUCUCUGAUGUAGAUAUCGUAGUACUUUCCGACAUUUUUCAGACUAUCAUUUUGCUAAAACGCCCGAGUUUUUUCGAGGCUGAUUUUAACGAGUCCUAGCUAAGCGUCGGAUGAUUAUUGAGGCCAAUAUUUUGGAUACUAUGUUAGUCAGACUGAUUCGUCUAUGGUUGUCAGCAAAGGAUUUUUGUCCUUAUAGACUGGGACGAUCAGCGAUCGAGACCAGUCAGACGGGGUUAUAUCCAGCUCCCAGAUUCUGACUGAGAUUUCAGUUAAUCUAAUACCUAAAACUGGGUUACUAACUUUCAAUAUCUCAGGGGUUAAUCGAUCAAGUCCUGCUACUCUCUUGAACUUAAUGUUUCUUAUAGCCCUUUUCACCUGACUACGAGUUGUACACAUAUGGAUAGUGGGUAACUGGGAUACCACUGAAGACCGGUUGAAAGUGUCCUCCCUAUCCGUUUAAUCCCCAGGAUUGGAAGUGGAUUAUAGUCCCGUCUUUCUCAGAAAUAAAAUCCGGGAUUCUUAUACCCGUUCCCUUGAUAAGUUUGAACGGUUGUCUAUUGUUACCAAUCGCUGCUACCUUUAUCAUCUCUGCUUCCGCUACCUACUCCCACCUCACGAAUACGUAGGUUUUCUGUCAGCCUACGUCUAAGCUGCCCUCGCUGCUCAUCGUGUACGGAGCCAAAUAGGAUGGAUUUCCGUGCAUCUAUCAGCCUCUGGAAUCCACCGAUUUUUUGGCCUUUUGGUUUAAGUUGCCGGUAGAUGUCUCUGUUGUUUUCACAGCUUUUUAGAUAUUCUACUGAACCACCUCGCUGUAUAUAUCGCUUUCACUGUUGACUAGAUCUUUCUCGAGAUGGCCCCAAAAAUAUUCUUUACUUUUCCAUCAUUACGUUGAACUACAAGAUUUCUUGCUGUAGCUCUUCUACGUUCUGUAUGGGCGGCCAAACCAAAACGUGGCAUCAGUCCUUGAAGUCACUAACCUCUAGUCUGAGCAAUGUUGGUAGAUGCAGACUACUUGGUUGGGGUCCGCGUGACUAUCGUGACCAAUGGUUGGAGACUGGGUGACAUGGCCCAGAAUCAAUCACAGUGGCGUCGGUGUAUACACUCUUUGUCUUACCUUAAACUAAGAGAUUAAAAUUACUUCAUAUCUUUCUUUCUGUGAACUAAUUCUUUCUUCCUGUAUUAUAUCCUUAUAUGCAAUCUUUCUUUUAUAUAUUAUCACCUCUGAAUUAACUAUUUCUAUGAAUUCGGUGUUCAUCUUGUUGUGCUAUCGAGGUAUGGCAACUUGGACCGAUGCACAUAUAUACCUGGUCCUACGUUGUGGCUGACUGACUGAGUGAAGAUGCAAACAAACAUGUGCCUUAACCAGAGCAUUAUCCGAGUCUAAACACGUGCUUCUGAAUAAGCGACAGUCUUCUAUCUGGCCCCUCUCGCCAACGAUGGUCUAUGGGAAUAUUUGAUUUCUUUCUUGAGUCAAUCACUCAGAUCUAAGAAAGCAGAUAUGAAUGUUGACUCGAGAUAAUCAGUGUAGUUUAGUUUUGCUGGUAUCAUUAGUUCUCAUACAUAAAGUAUGGCUGUUAGUCGAGUACAUCUUAAUAUAGUAAUGAAUAGGGAAAUGCAUGCAAUUAAUACAUGAAAAAGCGAAGAUAUAUGAUGAACUAGUUUUAAUGAGGUCAGGGGUAAAAUAAUUUUAUUUAGACACGAGAGGCAUCUUACUGCUUGUAAAUAAUAGUGAAAAAUUACAUGGAUCAUCCCUAGCUUUUAUCCUGAGCCACUGACAAGCGUAGUAAGUAAUCUCGACCAGUAGUUUUAGACCUUAGGUAGUAUUCCUCAGAAUGCAUGUACUCUUUAUUGCUCUGGAUCAUGGGUUUUACUAUUGUUUUACGCUUCACUACAUUUAUUUUUGAAUCUUAACACAACGCUGCUACUAUUUCAACUUCGUGGUUUAUCUUGUUCACUUUGUUUCGUGAUGCUGGCUUGAUGACGCCACUUAAGCUGAUAUAUGUAUGCGGUAGGUCUUACGUUUAUUAUGCCUGACUGAAUCUUUACUAACAUACUUCUUAAGAUCUUGUGGCUGUCUGACGCUUAACUGUAACACAAAACAACUGAACUAGAAAAAAACAGCUAGAUUUAAGGUUUAUACAUCAAAAUACUAGCUUGAUCUACUGCACAUUGAAUUCGGGAGUACAGGCAUAUUUGUUGACAUCUAACAGCAAUCGCACCUCUGAGGAUUUCAUUGAAAAGCACAUCCUUGGAGAAUGUGACUUCAGAUGUCGGACUUCAAUUGAAAAGUACUGACUAGUUAAUGAUCACCUACUGGUAGGUACGCUUACAACUGAACAGGGAGUCAGUUGAUUUGUGCUUUGGACAUCCAUCACUUAGUUUGACUUUGGUGUGGUCUACCAAUAGAUGGACAUCGAAAUAUCAUGUUACAAAAUUAACCCGUGUCAUUAAAGAGAACUAAAAGACCAGUGAAGAAACUUUUUUUUCAACGACAUCACUUACUCAAGUUGUAUAGCCGUAUUCAUGGUUAUUCAACAAACAAGAUAGCCUGUCAAAGAAUAGGGAGCGCAAUGCCUAACAAACUAUUCGGGAACUCCAAGCGUUAAAACAGGGUUGCGUAACCAUCGGUAAAGUGGAUUCCAAUUUGUAGGAGAUAAUUGUUAAUUUGGAGUAUAUGAGUGUUAUAACUUGUGGCCUGUGUACCCUGUUAAUGUACAACGUAAUAAUACCGCCAGUUAGCAGUAAAUUAUCGAUCGGACCAGUAACGCAUAAGACACGUACGAGCAGUCUAGAGUCCUUAUUGGUCUUGCUUCCUGCUUAGUCCAGCCAGUUAAGUCCAGAACACCAAUCUCAGCCUCUGUGAUAUGAAUCAUUCAUUUCAUGCAUACUGGGUUUAUAUAACAACCAGACAGACCGCACCGUACCAUAAAAUAUGAAACAACAUUUGUACAAGAAUUAGCCAAAUGUGACAAUGAGGGAGGUAGUAAUUAAUAGACAGGGCAUAAUUCAAGAAUGGUAGAUCGUAUAAUAAUAGUCCAUAGGUCAAAAUGAGGCUUAUGAUAAGAAGGACAUGAAUAUGAAUAGUUUGGUUAUUUAACGAUUGUACGAUAAAAAUAUACUCAUAGUAUUGGUCCAUAAAUGGAUCCCAAAAGUUACUAUUUAUUAUGCUUAUCCGGACAUAACAAUCAGGAAGACAAGGUAAAGUAAAAUUACGUAGUAUUAAUAACGAAUCGUCAAAAAGAUAAAAACGCUAGGGGAAAGUACUCACAGCUAACUCAUACAAAAAUCAAGUGUUAGAGCUAUGGGUAGGAUCCGAGCGUGAACUUUUCGCUUUUUCACGCAGUUAUGGUUUAAAAGGAAUUUUUAACGCCUUUGUAAUACACAGAUUAUUGGUUUGCGCUCACUUCAAACUCAAUUGUUUGCCUGUUUAGGUGAUCUUGAAAGAUAUAUUUGGUGGAACACGAUGACUAUAGUCGACAAGCUCUUUCAAUAUUUACCUGUUUCUUGUUUCGUAGUUUAUUUUCUGUAUCUGAUAUUAUUCGGCAUGUUUUUUUCCUCUAAAUGUCAUUCUUCUACUAAUUACAGUUCUAAAAAAUCGAUUCGAAAGCCAUUCUGUAUUCACUUCAACUGUAGCUUCACACAGACUGGUUGAACGGCACUAUAGAAAGUGCUUGAAUAAAGUAACCAUCGAAAAAAAUAAAUCCUACAAACAUCUUGUCUUUAGUUUUCCUCUGUCAUGAGAUUCAUAGUACAUCAAUCGAGAUGUUUAAACGUACAUAGUUCUGCUCGGUACAUCAAAUUAAUAGAAUGAAUACCAAUUGCUGUGAUGUAGGCAGAUAAUCUUGUUUUUUUGUUUGGUAAUUCACCCGUAAAAAACUUAGGCUGCAAUCCAAAAUCAAACAAGAUAAAUGUGGUGGACAUUCGAGACGCAACUCAAUUUGAGAUUGUUUAGUUAUGAACAUGAUUAGAGAAGAAACUUUUCGAGACCCAAUCCUACAAGAAGUUAGAAAGUUCCAUCUAGAAGGGCGGCCUUCAAAAAUCAGCUCUACAGAGCUUCAACAGUUUUACUAGCGUAGACUCAAUCAUCGACGACUGCCCGUUGUUUGCUGAAUGUGUCAUAAUCCCAAAGGAGCUAUAACCAGCAAUCCUUGACCAGUUGCACGUUGGACAUCCUAGAAGAAAUCGAAUGAAAGCACUAUCACGAAGUUAUAUAUACUGACCGCGUUUAGACUUUCAACUGGAUCAUCUGUCCCAUUCGUGUACCAAAUGUGCAUUGGCAACAGAGGCACCGCGAAAAGCAGAGCUGCAAUCAUGGCCAAUAUCACAGUCACUGUGGCAGCGUAUACACUCGGACUUUGCUGGCACACUUCAUGGACAAACUUACUUUCUGGUAGUUGAUGCAUACAGCAAGUGGCCAGAAAUUUUUCUCAUGGAACACCCAACUGCAAGCUGCACAGUAAACUACUUCAACUAUUCAGUCGUUUCGGAGUCUCAUAAUUGAUAGUUAAUGACAAUGGAACACAGUUUACAUCCACUACCUUCCCAGAAUUUUGUCGGCAGAACGGAGUAAAUCAUGUUCAAACACGUCCAUUCCAUCCUCGACCCAAUGGUAAAGUGGAACGCUUUGUGAGCACAUUUAAAAAUGCUCUAAAAAUAUAAAGGGUAGGUGACCACCGAAAAGAUCCUAGCGAGGUUCCUGCUUAUUUAUCGCUCUACAUCAAACCCUCAGACGAUUAACGGGGUCUCCCCAGCAGAAGCUCUACUUGGCAGAAAAAUACGAACACAUUUCGAUGUCAUCUGUCCUACGCCAGCUCUCGAGCCUCAACGAAGCGUAUCGAUGGGGAAGCAGUUCAGUCGACAUCAUGGGGCACAAAGAUGAUUGUUCACGGUGGGUCAGAAAGUACUUGCUAUGGACUAUCGUGGAAAACAUCCUACAUGGACAGCUGAUCGGGUCGUGCAAGAAAAAGGAAAUGUGGUUUAUGAGGUGUCAGUUGGCUCAGAAGUUUGGGUACGUCAUGCUAACCAAUUGGAAGUAACUCCAACAACUCGCAACGAGACUCGUUAUAGAAUAUCUCUUGACGUUCUGCUAGACGCCUUUGAAAUCGAAACGCAAGCAAAGAGUGAUACAACUUUAUUGCCUAGAUGAUGGACAAAUCGAAAUCACAGGCCGGUCACUCAGUUGCAGUUGGACCCUAGCACCUGAUCCUGCGAACCUGCUCAAAGGGGAAGUGUUAGCGGGACUUAGAUUGGAUUAAGGCAUGUUUCAUGCACGAUUGCUUUGGUGUGUGCUGAUUGGCCGAUUCUUAACUAAUCAGCGCUAGUCGAUACUUGGAGAAGUCUCUAGAAUUCUCUCGUGUAAAAACUAUAAAUACACUAACGUUUUUCUUAUUUUGCUUCUUAAUUCCAUCUGCUCUUGUUAUUUGGAAUAUAAUUUCUUUCCUGAUCAACCGUGUUCUGAUUUGGGGACUUGUAGAGUGAAUUGGUGUCCAAGGAAUACUAAGCAAUAGGAAUAGCUGAGCUGUAAUAGAGAAUUAUAACAUUUUAAACCCCUUUCGUCCCAUCUGACCAGGUAGAAAUCGUCACCCCAAACGUCUGUGUCAGCUGUUGUUUGUUAAACCCGUUGACACCGUACUUCUAUUUAGUUUUACCAUGAUUACCCAAGGCCGUGAAUUUAAGUUCUAUUUCGUAUUUUUUUUGUACCUUUGUUUGGUAAAUGGGGCUCAAACCCGUUACUCAUUAGUUGUGUUGGGUUUGCGUACUUCACUAGUGUGAAAUGACUUAUCUUAAAAUUUGUAUCAGAUCAGUUUGUUCCCGGGAAUCAUUUUUUUUUUAGGUUAGUCAAUCAUGGGUGUUCCAGCUUUUUUCAGAUGGCUGAGUAUGAAAUAUCCAUCAAUUGUCACCCAUUGUGCAGAGAAACGUGGAGCUAUUUUGGAUGAUGAUGGCAAUAGAUCACCUAUAGAUACAUCGGAGCCGAAUCCAAAUGGAGAAGAAUUCGACAAUCUAUAUUUAGAUAUGAACGGUAUUAUCCAUCCAUGUACGCAUCCAGAAAACAAACCAGCUCCAAAAACGGAGUCGGAAAUGUUCCUAGCUAUUUUCGAAUACAUAGAUAGACUAUUUGCCAUUGUUCGCCCUAGAAGAGUACUGUAUAUGGCCAUCGAUGGAGUGGCUCCACGUGCUAAAAUGAAUCAACAACGCUCCAGACGUUUUCGAGCGGCUCAAGAGGCGAAAGAAAAACAUAUAACUAUUGAGCGUUUAAGGAAUGAACUAAUUGCAAGAGGGGCGCAUCUUCCACCACCUAAGGAAGAACAUUUUGAUUCCAAUUGUAUUACUCCAGGAACACCAUUUAUGGCACGUUUGGCUGUUGCUUUAAGGGGGUAUAUAUAUACUCGUUUGACAAAAGAUCCAGGAUGGAAGAAUCUGAUGGUAUUCUUGAGUGACGCAAAUGUUCCUGGUGAGGGUGAACAUAAAAUCAUGGAUUUUAUCAGACGACAGAGAAAUAAUCCAACUCAUGACGCCAAUACGAAACAUUGUUUAUGUGGCGCUGACGCUGACCUUAUAAUGCUUGGAUUAGCCACACAUGAACCAUAUUUUACUAUUAUUCGUGAGGAAUUUAAACCAAACCAACCAAAACCUUGUGAUUUGUGCGGCCAGAUGGGUCAUGAGAUGGAGGACUGCGUAGGUGCUCCAAAAGAAGAAGAUCCAAACGAAGGUCCUCCACUACCUUCAGGAGAUGUGGAUUUCAUCUUUAUUCGCUUGAAUGUUCUAAGACAAUAUCUAGCAGAAGAUCUGAAGUUGGCCGGCAUUACAUUUGAAUGGGAUCUCGAACGAGUCAUUGACGAUUGGGUUUUUAUGUGCUUUUUCGUUGGAAAUGACUUCCUCCCUCAUCUUCCGAGUUUGGAAAUCCGUGAAGGAGCAAUUGAUCGUUUGAUUGAAAUCUAUAAGUCAACAGUCCAGAAAACGGGAGGGUGGCUUACUGAUAGUGGACGAGUCAAUUUAGAGCGUGUCCAACUCAUUAUGGUUGAUUUGGGAAAGAUGGAGGAUGAGAUCUUCAAAAAUCGUCGUGAAUCAGAACUACAGUUUCGUAAUAGAAAGCGCCAACAUUCAUCUGGCAAUGGUUAUGAUAAAAACCAACGCGGGUUCGCUCCACAGCGAUUGGGUCACCGCCCAUCAUUCGAAGUGUCUCAGUCUGGUUUUAUGGAACCUAUUCCCCUAAGAGGACGUCACGGAAUAGCACACCCCAAAGGUCACUAUACAAAUCAAGUUGUUUCUGCUGAUGAGUUAUUAGCUGCACGACGUUAUCAGGGUAGAUGUCAAGAAAGUGUUAAUUGGGUGGAUAGAAAUUUAAAUAACCUCGAGGCAGCAACAGCACUGAAAGCUAUGCUGAAACGCGAUAAACCUAUUGAAAACGGAAUCUCAAAUAAUAUGAAUAGUCCCACUAUUCUUCCGAAAAUACCUCGAAUUAUUUCUGAUAACAACACAAGUCUACAAGGUGUUUCAUCUGGUCGCAACAACAGAUCAGGUAAUCAUCACGACGAUGAGGAUGAGAUGAUGGAUGCUGCGGAUGAAGUACGGUUUUGGGAAGAUGGAUGGAGAUCACGAUAUUAUCGAUCUAAAUUUGGAGUUGACCCGACAGAUGCACCUGGGUUCUGUAUCAAAGUUGGUCAGGAAUAUGCCCUUGGUUUAUGCUGGGUCUUAGCCUAUUAUUACCAAGGUUGUGCUUCAUGGGAUUGGUAUUUCCCGUAUCAUUAUGCUCCAUUUGCCAGUGACUUCUCCAAAAUCUCAGAACUCGAUGUUGACUUUUCGAAAAAAGAAACAAAACCGUUUAGACCACUGGAGCAACUUAUGAGCGUGUUCCCGGCCGACUCUCGUAGUCACGUCCCUCCAGCGUGGCAGGACUUAAUGACCGAUCCCGAUUCUCCUAUAAUUGAUUUUUACCCAACAGACUUCAAAGUAGACUUGAAUGGCAAACGAUAUCUGUGGAUGGGUGUAGCUUUGUUACCAUUUGUUGAUGAGGUUCGUUUGCUGAAAGCUUUGGAUGCCCGAAGAAAUCUUUUAACAAAAGAAGAGAUUGAGAGAAAUGUUCGUGGUUCAGACCAGUUGUUUUGUAGAGCUGAUCAUUCUGCUGGUCCAUUGUUGCAUUCUCUAUACAAAGUAUCACAUGAAAAGAUUGAGAAAGAUAAUUCGGAAGAACAAAUCAUACCAACUUGGGCAUCUGCAAUUGAUCCACGUGUUACGUUUGGAAUUAGUGGUCUAAUCUGGCCUAACAAAAUGGCUUACUUGCCUGGGAGUCGUGUACCUAGUGCAGUCCCAGGUCACGUUCCUGAUUUAAAGGUUUCUGAAGCUGUAUCAAUAUGUUUUUCAGAUCCUCAAUAUCCAAAGGGCUUCGUCUUUCCUUCCAAGUUACUUGAAUCCGUUAAAAUGCCACCCCCAGUGUACCUUCAACCUCCUCAGCGUGGUAGAGGAAGAGGACGAGCAAGUUUUCGCACCGAUGAACAUCGUGGACGUUUUAAUGCCAAUGCAGCUAUGCAGUACUAUGCUCGAGACAAUUCGUCAGAUAGGGAGGAUACUGGUAGAGAUUUUUAUCCAAACUCACCGAUGAACAGGAUGGUUAUGAAUUCAUUACCACGAUAUCAGCGCAGUCGAGGUAGCCACUUACAGUAUUCAUCUAGAUCAGAUUGUGGCAAACUAAGUAACAACAUUCCACCAAAUUGGCGACCUGGGUCUUUUAAUCGUUUUCCUCCUCAAAAUGAUGCUUAUCAUCGAGGUGGACCUGCCUAUCGUCAAUCUAGUAGUCAUCCAUACGCUAAUCCGUAUUCUGUCCAUCCUCCAAACUUCAGUACAGGCCUUUCCAAUUCAGUCGUUAAGAAUAGCCGCCCACCAUGGUUGCCUCCAAAUGGUAGGGGUUGAUCAAAAUAUCAAAGCUUUUACUACUUAUUUCCAUAUUCAUACUACUUUCUUCCUGCAUUUUUAUAUUUUAUUAUUAUAACAAACUAUUAGUUGUAUAUGAUGUAGAAAUUAUUUUGCGCCUGUACAACACAAGUAAUAAAUAUUUACUCCUUUCUCCACCCCUUCUAUUUACAUUAACAUGUAUACUAGUAACUGUAUUCUGGCACAAUUAAAUGGCAAUUUGUAUAGUGAAUAUCACUGAUCAUUUGUCAAUUUCUAUUUAACAACUGAGUUGUGUAGUGACACUAAAUUGUGAAAGACUAAUAUAAUUUUUUCGAAAUUUCAGCUGUUAAUAUAAACAAUUGAUAUUCUGUUCCAAAGAUUUUUAUUAAUUUCCUCAUUCUUAGUGAAUUUUUAAACCGUACUUGUUACGUACUGAACAACUGGUACUCAAUUCAACUAAAUGACUCAAUGGGAUCCAUAAAUAAUUCACAACCUAGGUUCUCAUUGUUUUAGAUUAUUCACUGUCCUAGCCACUAACAGUUGAAUAAACACUGGAUGGUAU